CGAUAUCUCUACAUGAGACGAAGCAUCGAAAACCGAUGGGCUUAUAAUUAGUCGGGAAGUAUAAGGGCUUCCGAAGAUUCAGAAGUCAUGGCCCGACUCAAGUCACUUUAGCAUCAACCUUUCUUCUGUUUCCACUCGUCGUCAACUCAAGCCUCUCUAGAGUAUCAUGAUCAUGGAUCCUCGUCCAAGGGUAAUCUGCCUUCCAAACACCAUGACAAACUGGCCCUGGCCUCAUGUGAUGAAUCCUCAUUAUGAAGAUGUGAAAGCUGAAGUCGAUGCUCCGUUCCGUAAAUUCAAGGCUCUGAGUGCCAAGUCACAGGAAGCAUUCGACAGAUAUGAUUCUGCCCGUUUAGCAGGAUUGGCUUAUCCCAAUGCAUCAAGAGAACACCUUCGUAUCGCCUGCGAGUUUAUCAAUGUCCUCAUCAUUGUGGAUGAGUACACCGACGUUGAAAAUGCAGCAGUUGCCGAGGCAAUGGUGGGCAUCGUCAUCGAUGCCCUACACAAUCCUCAUAAGACACGACCAGAAGGCGAGUGCAUCCUCGGUGAAAUUAUACGACAGCAAGUAUCUUCAAAUUGUCUAAUCACGCAUUCUGAUGCCCAAGAAAUUUUGCAUAGAUUUUGGACUAGUGCGAUUCAGACCGCAAGCCUACCUUUUCAACGUCACUUCCUUGCCAGCUUUAUCGCAUACCUUCGUGCAGUAGUUGUCGAGGCUCUCGACCGCGACGAGGCUCAUUGUCGUACUAUCAGCGAUUACAUCAAGCUCCGGCGGGAUACAUGUGCUACAAAACCUGCCAUUGCAAUAUAUGAAGUAGAAAUGGAUCUUCCCGAUGAGGUGUUUAAUCAUCCCGUCAUUGUCGAAUUGGUUGAAUUCAUUGCAGAGUUGAUGUCGAUUGAUAAUGACAUGAUCUCGUACAAUAAGGAGCAAGCUACAGGGGACGAUAAUCAUAACUUGAUCACUAUUGUUAUGGCGGAACUCGGCCUCGACAGAAGCGGUGCGAUGGUCUGGGCAGCGCGCUAUCAUGCUGAAGUCGAGAAAAGGUUCAUCGACGGUCUUGCGAAGGUACCUUCAUGGGGACCUUCCACAGACGUUCUAGUUAAGCAGUAUCUUGAUGGCAUGGCAACAUGGGCUCGAGCAAACCAUUCUUGGAGUUACGAAACUCAAAGAUACUUGGGUACAAGGGGCCCAGAGAUACUGCGAACUGGUCUUGUCCCAUUAUUGCCCAAAGUCAACUGCAAAGCCACAUCCGCGGCGGAAAAGGUCAAUAUUACUGAUUUAUCCGUGACGGAUGCCAUAGCAGACCGUAAGCAACCAUCUAGAAUCUCUCGACCGACCUAACACGUGUGCUCCAGAAGCAUCGGGCCUAGGUGACAAGUGUGAUGAAAUCCACAUUUGUUCAAGAGAACGGACAUAGAUAGUAGUUAAUGUUGCAGCGAAUAUGAAAUUUAUCUUUAGGUGUGGGGCCCCUCUCGCAGAGUUUGCAGAUCGUUUGUUCAAGUUCAUUAGAUACACGAUGAAUACACGUAUCGUAAACUUACCAGCACGUACAAAUUAUGGUGGCUCGCUGAGGGAUAUUGGCCUACGCAUUUGUCAGCG
This is a messenger RNA of Suillus bovinus, 1594 nucleotides long. RefSeq names its product isoprenoid synthase domain-containing protein. NCBI's taxonomy places the organism in Eukaryota, Fungi, Basidiomycota, Agaricomycetes, Boletales, Suillaceae. The coding region runs from base 167 to 1336 and encodes 389 amino acids. The record is from RefSeq and is a predicted model, not a curated record. The transcript is spliced from 6 exons.